UCAUCAUUCUAGCAGCUAACGACAAUUUAGAGAGACCUUCUCUACAACCACUACAAAAAAAGUCUCCAUUGAUAGCACAUGACUAUAGCACGUUUUACUGAACUGCUAUCAUAGAUGAGUCUAAAAUUUGCUUAUUAUAUAAUAGGGUUAAUUAAACGCUAUGGUAGAGUUUCACUAAGCGGGAACCUAAAAUUAGCUUUACCGCGGCACACUUAGUGAAAAAAAGACUAAUCUGAUUAUUUUCCCUCUCUCCACUCGCGAAAUACCUUUCUCUUUUUCUCAGUUUCCCCUCUUUCUCUACUAACCCUAAAAAAAUUAGACCACAAUCUCCAUCACUAAAACCCUAAUCCGCUAAUCCAGAACCGUAAUUGAGCUCCCCACAUCCAUUAUUGUCGAUUGCGAAGGUAUCGAAGAUUGAGAUUGCGACAUCUCUGUUGAUUUGUUAUCUCAAAUGGAAGAGAUGUUUUCUGCUUGCUUUGAUUUCGUCUUUUCUUUCUUUCCUGUUUGAUUUGUGUUCCUGCUCCACGUUCUUUGCUUAGAUUUCCUUUAUUAUAUUUUUGACAACAUUUAACUUGAUUCAUGAUUUUAUCGAUUUCGAUUUACAUUAUUUGUUACUUUGAAUGGUUCUCUAUGUUACUAAAGGUUUGAAUGUAGGUUUUAGAACAUAGAUGAUGGAUAAAGACUGGGUUCAUCUGAGCAGGUAAUGAAUUUUAUCAUAUAUGUUAUGUUUCAGUAUGUGUUUAGUCACUGAGCUUGUGAAUUUUUGUUCAUGUCACCGAAGAGUCGAUCCUGCUUAUGAGAGAGGAGCUACUAAGUUUGUACGGGAAGUGGCUGCAGCUUCGGGAGGAAUUGAUAUGAUUGUCUGUCCUUGCAUUGACUGUCGUAACAUAGAUCGUCAUUGCGGAAGUGUGGUAGUUGCCCAUCUUGUUACUAGAGGAAUGGAGGAGGCUUAUAAGAAACGCACUGAUUGGUAUCUGCAUGGAGAGUUGAGCUCAGUGGUUGCAGAUGAAAGAAGGGCAAGUCAAUGGAAUGAUGAGAUUAUUGGUUUAUACAGAGCCGCUGAGUGUUCUGAUGAAGCUUUAGCUGGUACGGGGGAUGUCUUUGAGAUAGCAGAGGGAGAGGACAAGAAAGAAGAUGAAUUUUUGGCGAAGCUAGCUGAAGUUGAAACACCUUUGUAUCCUACAUGUGCGAACCACAGCAAGUUAUCUGCAAUAGUGUCAUUAUUUAGAUUGAAGACUCAGAAUGGAUGGUCUGACAAGAGCUUUAAUGAACUGCUAGAGACGUUGCCGGAAAUGUUACCAGAGGAGAAUGUGCUGCACACUUCACUGUACGAGGUUAAGAAAUUUUUGAAAUCAUUUGAUAUGGGUUACGAGAAGAUCCAUGCUUGUGUGAAUGAUUGCUGCCUAUUCAGAAAGAAGUUGAAGAAGCUUGAGUACUGUCCAAAAUGCAAGGCAUCGAGAUGGAAGAGUAAUAUCCAUACUGGUGAGAAGAAGAAAGGAGUCCCACAGAAAGUAUUACGCUACUUUCCAAUAAUCCCACGGUUGAAGAGAAUGUUCCGGUCUGAAGAAAGGCUAAGGAUCUAAGGUGGCACUUCAGCAACAAAAGCACUGAUGGGAAACUUCGACACCCUGUUGAUUCAGUCACAUGGGAUCAGAUGAAUGCGAAAUACCCUGCCUUUGCCGCUGAAGAAAGGAACAUGAGGCUUGGACUUUCAACAGACGGAUUUAAUCCAUUCAACAUGAAGAAUUCUAUGUACAGCUGCUGGCCGGUAUUGUUAGUCAACUACAACUUGCCACCUGAUUUAUGUAUGAAGAAGGAGAACAUAAUGCUUUCACUGUUGAUUCCUGGUCCACAACAGCCCGGUAACAGUAUAGAUGUCUACUUAGAGCCUCUCAUUGAAGAUCUAAACCAUUUGUGGAGCAGUGGAGAGUUAGUGUACGACGCGUUUACUCGAUCAACUUUCACACUGAAGGCAAUGUUGCUUUGGACGAUCAGUGACAUGGAAGUCGACAAUGAUGAAGCCUACGAAGUCAGAACAGAUUGUGAAGGAAUAUAUGUCUGAAACGUAUCCUUACUUUAUGUGUUUGUUUUGUGCUUCUUUGCUUCUGUCUCUGCUUGUUUUGUGCUUGUUUGCUUCUGUGUGUGCUUGUUUUGUACUUGGUUGUUGUUUUGUUUAGAGUUAACUUUUUCUUGCUCAUAAUUUGAUGCAGGUAAAUUGAGAUGAGACGUGGAAAAAAGAAAGGAGUCAGUAAGGCAAGAAAGAAAGUAGUACAAGAAGAUACAGAAGUUGAGUUUAUCUGUACUUUACAUGGUGAAGGGGUAGACCAAGAUGAAGUUGUUCAAGAGCAUGCAGGAGCUGAAGGUGUUCAAGAACAGCAAAACCAUGAACAGAGAAACGAUGAACAACAACAGACAGAAGAGCCUGAAGAUGAAGUCGAAUUAUCUACUAAUGAAGAGACUGAAGUUGGAACCAACCGUAAGAGGAAGCGUGGACCGACAAGAAUGAAAGACCUAGCCAAAGACCCAAAUUCCAGAGUUCAUGUUGAUUUCAAUGCCAUGGGAGAAGCGUAUGGUGAAGGUUCAGUGAAGUUGUCUUCGUAUCUAGGUCCAUUGGUUAGGGAGCACGUUCCUGUCACAGUUGAAGGUUGGAAAAAACUCUCUGAAGAAGUGAAGACAGUUCUCUGGAAAUCUGUGCAGGCAAGGUUUGAAAUUGAUGAAGACUACCAUAGGGAUGCAGUGCUUAAGCAGAUGGGAGCGUUGUGGAGAUCAUCGAAGUCACGUCUUGUCACCCAAAUCAAUGAAUCCGAUAAUAACCAACAAAGGAUGAAGCUCAGACCAAAAAAUGUUCCUCCGGUUGAGUGGCGCAAAUUUGUGAAGUUGAAAACAAGCCAAGAAUUCAAGGUAUGUAUUUUGAGUUGAGUAAAAUAUGUUUUCAAAGUACAUAACAUAUUAACAACCAGAAGUUAUGAUAGGCUGUGAGUGAUAGCUACAAGGAGAGAAGACGCAAACAGAUACCUCACACUUGUAGUCGGAAGGGAAUGGUUAGACUAGCAGAAGACAUGGUACGUAUUCUUUCUUCUCGUUGUUUCAUUUUCAAUUGGUACGUUGGUAUAUUGACAUACAAUGUUUCCAUAGAAAAACAGUUCUGAUGACCCAUCUCAAGUGACAAGACUUAAAAUAUGGGUUAAGUCUCGUACCCGAAAAGAUGGAACUCCUAUAAACACAAAUGCGGCUGAAAAGAUUGUAAGUGAAAAACAUAAAUUAUGGUUUGCUAUAUCAAAUGCUUUUCAUAUUAAUCGUUUGUUGUCUGAUGUACAGCAAAAGGCAGCUGAGCUUGGUAGUGGUGCCAAUCCAUCGUCUGCUAAAAAUCAAGAUGAGGAUACACUCGUCAAGCUGUUAGGACCUGAUAAUCCUGGUCGUAUGAGAGUAAUGGGCAGAAAUAUGAGUAAGACCAAGUUAGCUUGCUUCCAAGUUAAGCACAAGACUAUUUCUGAAAUGCAAGAGAAGCAAUAUGAACUCCAGGAAACGGUUAAUCAGUUAAAGGCUGAACUAGCAGCAGUGAAAAACCAGGUCAUAUAAUAUUUCUGUUUAUACAUUGAGAUAGUAGGUGAUAACAAAAGAAUAAGAAUAUUUUUGGUUUAACUUACAGAGAGAAGAAUAUGAAGUUGGUGAAAACUCGGCUGCAAGGAGUGUGAACAAAAAAACAGAAAAAAGUGUCUUAUAAUAGAUUGGGCUGAUGAAGAUGGCAACGUUGGUGAGGGCCGUAUUCUCUAUUCAGACCCAAACGAUAUAGUCAAUGACUGUCGUUUAGGACCUACAGAUGUUAAAGUAUUGGUUGACUCUGCUACUGAACCAGAAGCUUUCCUCUGGAGACCUGCAAAGAACACGUGCACGAUUCAGGAAGCUGUUGGCCAUAUUAUUGCAUGGCCUAAGAGUAAAUGUGUUGAACUAGGCCAGGGCCUCCAACCAGAAGAUAUUGCUCCACUGGUAAAGUAUUUUGGUCCAUUCUCUUACUAGUUAAUGUACUGAGUAGGCUUUUACUGAUAUUGUACUGAGUAGUUAGUGUACUGAGUAGGCUUAAACUUAUAUUGUAUUGUCAUUGUCUGAUAGGGCUCAAGAUCAAAUUCUCUCAACAAAUGCAAACUAUUGGAUUUAUCCGAUGAUAAUGUAGUUGUUGGUGAAGGACGCUGGCAGACGCAAGAACCAAAAGCUUUGGUGAAUCGACUUCCUCUCGGACCAAAGGCAGUAAAAGUUUUUCUGGAUGUUGUACAUGAACCUGAAACAUUUUUAUGGAGGCCUACGUUGGAAGUGGCAUACCUUGAGGACAGCGUAAUGACUUUUAUAUCAUGGCCCGCUCACAAAGUUGUAUUCGAAAACCCAGUAGAAGCAAGAAGAAAAGUGUCUCCGACUCCAAAUACUGCAGGUCUUAAAGUUCCUUCUCCUGGGUCUACUGGAAGCAGCCUUAAAAAAAAUGGAAAAUCAAGAGCAACAACAUCAACUACUCCUACUACGAAGUCUUCCUCAAUGCCGGUAACAUUGUAUUCCUUAGGUUUUCCUCUAAUAUUAUUUGUCUUACUGUCUGAGUACUACAAUGUUUUGUAUUGUAAACAUGACAGCUAAAUGAUGGAUCCCAAGCUAUAAACGUGAAUCAGAAGUGCAAAUUGAUGGACAUCAGUGAGAGGAAACAAGUUGUUGCCGAAGGACGUGUGCAUUCAACAGACCCAAAUCAGAUGGUUCACUUUGUACGAUUAGGUCCGAACGCAGCUAGAGUGUGGGUAGAUGUAGUGUUGGUAGAUGAUGCAGACGUUUGGAGGAAGUCUGAUGAAAUGGAGAGCUUGAAGGAUGCACAUGGUUCUUCUAUCGCAUGGCCACUUGAUAAAUUGGUCAUAUUUUAAGAGGAACAGCAACUUGAGGGAAUGAAGAACUCUGGUCCAGCCUUUAAACAAGGCUACUGAACUUAUAAUUAUCUUAUGUGUAAGACUUUGUUUUCUGUUUUCAAUCGGCUGUGUAAACUUUAUGACUUAUGUUUAUGUGUAAGACUUUACGUCAUCUUCUAUGAAUGCUCUAUGAAUGCUUUUGUUGUUGUUUAUGAGAUUUGUUUUCUGAAAUCAA
Brassica napus (rape) is the source of this 5112-nucleotide messenger RNA. RefSeq lists its product as uncharacterized. NCBI's taxonomy places the organism in Eukaryota, Viridiplantae, Streptophyta, Magnoliopsida, Brassicales, Brassicaceae. Bases 2221 to 2919 code for a protein of 232 amino acids. The record is from RefSeq and is a predicted model, not a curated record. The transcript has 3 exons.